AUGUUCUCGGAAUGCUUGCGCAAAUGCAUAGAUGCGUCGAGGUUCCUUGCACAGUCACAGUCGCGGCUCUCAAGUUUUGGCCAGCCAGAUGGCGAGCCAUCAAAUAGACAACCUCAAGAUGGCGCCUCCCGCUUCCCCCGGCAUCCCGCCCGCUCUACAUACCAGAGCAGACUAGGAAACCCGUAUCAGUCAGGGUCGAGACUCGGCGCUUUUGGUUCGCGAUACAACACCAGCCAGGACGCUGCACCGCUAUUCCACAGUGCUGUCAAUGAAUUUCAAGACGAGGAUGAGGACGAUGCGCGUGAGGCGACGGACUUUCGAGCCCUGCAGCGGUCGCGGCGAGUCUUCAUUUCCAGUCGCUUGGAUGAGAGCUCCGCGUCGGAAAACGAAAACAGUCAUGCAUCUCUCGGCGAGAGUGCCGAGCAGGGCUGUCGUCUAUACGAGGAAGGAGGCCGUCCCAUGGGCAUAAAGAGCAGCUGGAACGGUGAUUCAAGCUUCAAGGACCGGCCCACGAGGCAGACUCUCAAGGAAAAUAUGAAAGGUUCGGCUGUCGCAAGGGCUGCGCGACAGGAUUCUGACAGCAGUGGUGAUGGGAAAAUGGUGGAUAUAGGCCUCGAGUCUGCGGUGCUGGACAACGAAGUACCGGAAGAUCUGCUCCAAGAGACAUCAACAGAUGCCGACCCUCCCGCGUUUCAGCAAUUCAGAGAUCCCAAGGCCUCAACAUACGACCCACGUACAUUACGGCAUCAAACUAUCAUGGAAGAAGAGGAGCCAAUCGAAGAUGCAGCUUUGGAAGCGCCAUCAGUCCCCAUGUACACGGAAUUGUUUCAGAAUGACCAGUUUUUUGCAUUCAUUUAUCUGAUUGCCAUGGCAUCACUGUUCUCGACUUUUGUCCUGGUAUGGCUGCAUACAUCGACACCCAGCAAGAAAACACCACUGGGCGAUACUAUUUAUACAACGCUGCAUGCGUCCUUCUAUCUGCUGGCCGUUGACACAGUAAUCUCGGUCAUUGUGGCUAUGGUCUGGAUGGCAUUAUUGCGAUCUUUCGCAAGACCUCUGGUUGUUUUGAUAAUAGUUGGGAGUCCCAUUGUCCUAAUGUCCUUUUCGCUGUAUCCCUUCAUCUCGAGCUUCCAGGGCGGAUCAAAGAGACUCGCGCUCCAAGAUACAGUGAUGAGAUGGCUUUCGCUCAUUCCUGCUGUCGGCGCCAUUGUCCUGGUUUACCUCAUCAAUCGGUCUCGCUAUCAGCUGCACAAGGCGAUCGAGUUGCUGGAGUUUUCUACCAGGAUCCUUGCCGCCAACCCAGCCCUCGUUUUGCUCGGUUUCGGCUCCUUGGUUUUCGUCGUUGGAUGGACCUGGAUCUGGUUGGGCAUGUUUACUCGCGUCUUCCUUAGUGGGUACUUUUCCAAAUCCCUUUCCGCCUUUAUCAUUGGGGCAGCCACAUGGUGGAUCGGCGUCUACUUCUUUUUGAUGUAUCUUUGGACCUUGUCCGUGGGGACUGGUGUCAUCAGAGCCACCACCGCCGGCACGGUUAGUAACUGGUACUUUCAUCGCAACCGACAGCCACCGACACCUUCCAACGCUGUUGUCAUGGAUGCACUUGGUCACGCGACAAAUUCGACCUUUGGAACCAUUUGCGCAGCAACACUUUUACAACUCGGCGUUCGUGCUCCAUUGCUCAUUCUACCCGCCAGGGUUGCUAGAAUAGUAAACUUGGCCGCCUAUUCACUGAUACCGGCAUCGAUUACAUUGUUGACGAACCCAUUGGUCUUGACAUAUGCUGCGAUUCAUAGUGUGCCGUUGAUGGAAUCGGCCUCGAGGCUGUCUCGGAUGCCCUUCUUGAACAUCAACGAGGGCGCAACGACACACUUGAUGCCGGGUACUUUCAAUCGGCGAAACCACAACGUCAGCGGCCUCGUACCCUAUGGCCUGGCCAAGCUAUUACUCAAUGCCACAAGGAUGGUCAUGUCCGUGGCACUUGGUUUUGCAGGCUGGGUCAUGACAGCACAUCAGCUGCAGGGGCAACGACCAGACGGCAUGGGGUAUCGGGGAAGUGCUUAUGCUUACGUCGUGGGACUCGUGGCAGGUGCCAUUGGCUUCAGUAUUCUGGGUUCACUUGAGAGUAUACUCGUGGGAAUUUUAGAUGCCGUGGUUGUUUGCUACGGUAGUGAGCGAAGGUUGGGUAGUGGGCGCAUGGGAUAUUGCAUGGAGGCUGCCCAUCUUUUUGGAGACAGUGACGAUGGAAGAGAGGAUGUCUGA
Molecule: messenger RNA, 2256 nt
Organism: Pestalotiopsis fici W106-1
Lineage: Eukaryota; Fungi; Ascomycota; Sordariomycetes; Amphisphaeriales; Sporocadaceae
Exons: 2
Coding region: 1-2256 (751 amino acids)
Biological process (GO): transmembrane transport
Cellular component (GO): plasma membrane
Molecular function (GO): transmembrane transporter activity
Source: RefSeq, a predicted model, not a curated record